AUGGCGACGCAGGUGUUGAUAGCCCAUACGGGCCAGCGCCUGCAAGUGGACACGACGCAGUUCUCAGCGCUCGAUGAUUUCAAGGCCUGGAUCGCAAGGCAGACGUCGAUUCCGGCGCAUCAAACUGUUGCUUUGACUGCCCAAGGACGAAGUGUCAAGCUGCAGACUCUUCACCAGGAAACGGAGAUCUACAUCUAUGACAUCCGUUUAUCGCAACCCAACUCCUCUGGUGUCGCCUCUUCUCCCAAGUCCGAACUGCCGCUUCCCAAGCGAUACUCCGUCCCGAACGCCCCCAACUACAUCGGCAACAUUCGCGUAUUGUCCGAAUGGCAAGCUUUGUACAAGGAGCGCCAGGUCUGGGCCCUCGGCAUCGUCCAGGACUCUACACACAUGGCAACCGAGAUCCAGCAACGAUACGGCGAGAUGGACGUCAUUAUCAAGUGCCUGGACGCGGCAGUGGCCAAUCUGGAGAUUAGUAUAAAGCAGAUUGAGCCCAAGUACGCCGAGCUAAAGAAGUGGUUGCAGCCCGCGCUGGAGGAGUACGAGCAGCUCGCUGAAAACUGGGAGCACUACCUCACUAUCGCGCGCAGCGUGCCCAUCUCUGCCGCCAUGGUGCGCUUCAUGACAUCUCGGGACCUCAAGAAGAAGCAGGCGACUUUGGAAGACCUGAUCGAGCAUGAUACGGCAAAGAAGUCGGGACGAUUGGCGCCAACGUCUUUGAAAAAGUUCAGUACCAAGGCCGCAGAUUUGGACAAAGCUGCGGACAAGAUGUAUGGGGCACUGGAGCAGCUGAUUGGGGACUUUGACAACCUAGUCGGUCGAUCUGCGUUAUCCCAUAGCGGCGAGGCGGCGCAACUACUCCAGGACCUCGAGGCCGUGGCCAAAAAGAUCGAAACAGACUACCACAUCGUGCUGGAGUAUCCCGACACGCAGCCUAACGUCUUACAGGCAUCGCGGACGGCGGAGAACCACACAUCACGACUAAUCCCCAGCUUGAAGAAGCGCGCCGCGGAGAUGGACGAUAUGCUGCACUAUGUCACGCAGGCGCGAAACGCCAUUGCCUCCGAUUGCAUCGACUUUAUGCGGAACAUCACUGAGAUUACCACGUUACACAGCAGCGUUAAGAAUCAGAUUAGUCUCCUGAAUCAAGCUGAAGACGACAUGACGACAUUUGACUAUUUGCGUCUUAUUCACCAGCUCCCGUACAUGUACGCCUCCUUCGUCUCCGAAGCAGUGCGACGCCGUGAAUGGUCUGAUAAGAUCAAGACGGAUUCGUCAACGCUCGCUAACGAGAUGGCGCUAUUUCAAGACGAGGAGUCGAAGAGGCGGAGAAAAUGGCACAAGAUGGUCGGUAGCAUGUACGGCCCCGACAAGGCUGAAGCCAACAUCUUAGGUCUCGAGGUCAACUUGCUUGGCGAGGAAGAGACGUGGCCAAACAUGGCUAAGCGAGAUUUGGAAGAAUUCUUGGAGCACCUCCAACGACAACAGGCCGAGGUCAACAUCAUUGACGACGUGGCAAAGCUGGUCAACGAGCUGGGCAGCCCCACGAAGCAGCAGGCGAAGAGGUUGAAAGCCUUCAAGAAUGGGAGUGUUCAUGAGGCCGCCCUUGGACGAAGCGGUUUGAUGAUCCGCGGCGAUGACGACCUGCUUCGCAGCCUUCAGGAUGACAAGUCAAAACUCGAAAACAAGCUAAGGACGGCGGAGAGCCGGGUGCGAAGGUUAGAAGACUUGCUCCACAGGCAAAGUGCGGCGUCUCGACCAGGCAUCGGAGGUCUAUUUGGUCACGAAAGGAACGAUUCAACGAACUCGAUCAAGUCAAAUGCGCCUUUGGAGGAUAAUCGUCGUUCGACUGGGAACUCGGAGGCACUAUUGCAGAGGAUCCAACAAUUGGAAAAUGAACUGAACAGUCGUCGAUCAUCAGACAACUCAGAAGUCUUGACCCAGAGAAUACGGCAGCUUGAAAAUGAACUCAAUGGCCGCCCGGCACCCGGUAAUUCGGAGGCUCACUCGCAGAGAAUUCAACAGCUUGAAAGUGAACUCAAUACAGAGAAAGAAAAGUGCGCAGCGUUCGAAAGAGAUCUUAGCGUCCGGGCUACCGCCCACGACGACGUCAAGGGCCGGAUGGAGGAGGCGAACUCCACCAAAAAGGAACUCCUCGAGAAUAUGGAGGCCUUGCAACGGGAAUUUGUCGAAGAGCGAAAGUCACUCGAGAAUGAGAUUAAGGGACUCAAGGCCCGCAUCGAAGACACCGAAGAUGAAAUUGAAAACUUU
Colletotrichum navitas is the source of this 2271-nucleotide messenger RNA. RefSeq lists its product as uncharacterized. The record is from RefSeq and is a predicted model, not a curated record. NCBI's taxonomy places the organism in Eukaryota, Fungi, Ascomycota, Sordariomycetes, Glomerellales, Glomerellaceae. Gene Ontology annotation, biological process: autophagy of peroxisome; autophagosome assembly; positive regulation of protein phosphorylation. Gene Ontology annotation, cellular component: Atg1/ULK1 kinase complex; phagophore assembly site membrane. The annotation marks the transcript as partial. Gene Ontology annotation, molecular function: protein kinase binding; molecular adaptor activity. The transcript has 3 exons.